AUGGCUUCCGCUUCUACCACAACAACUCUUAUUCAUUUAAAUGCUCCAACUCACUCCCCCAUCCGGCUUCAUGAUAAUAAUUUUCCGGUUUGGCAGCGACAAGGAACAUCCACGUUAAUCGGCCUUGAUCUCCUAGGCCUUGUUGAUGGUUCGAAAACAGCACCACCUCAGUUCACUGAUACAGCACAACGAGCCACAAAUCCGGCUUACACUGCAUGGUAUCGCCAAUAUCAAAUCCUGAUCAGUGCCCUUUUAGGGAGCUGCUUAGAGACUAUCCAACCUCUCAUCUCGUCAGCAGCUACCGCACAACAAGCUUGGUCAAGACUUGUGACAAGCUAUGCUAAUGAUUCUAAGGGUAGAGUCAUUUAUCUCAAAACCAAGCUGUCAAAAAAUCCAAAAAGCUCUCGUUCAGUCGUUGACUACCUUCAGGAUAUGCGCUCAAUUGCCGACGCUCUUGCCGCUGCACAAAGCCCAGUUGAUGAUGAUGAUCUAAUUGCUUAUGUGUUGAACCAACUAGGUGAUGAUUAUGCUUCUAUAAUUCCUGCUGUUCGUGUCCAGAAAGCAGGAAUCACUUAUGGUGAUCUUUAUAACAUUCUGAUUGAGCAUGAACGCAUGUUGAAGGAUGCUGAAGAAGCCAAACAAUCUCACCUUGUUACGGCUAACGUUACCCAGCGACAAAAUCCUACAGCUAAUAAUGGACCUGCUGGACAGUCUAACAGUGGGUUCGCUGGACAGUCUUUCAAUCGUGAUCAAGGAGGAAACUACAACCAACGACGAUUUCGUGGAAAUCGUCAAAAUAAUGGUGGUUUUUCUCGCAAUAAUACGGUAUGUCGGUUUUGUAAUCUGCAUGGGCAUGAGGCCAAAGUCUGUCGCAAAUUGGCCAGGUUACUUCGCGAAGUUGGUGUAACAUCUGGUGCUUCACACCAUGCAACCUCAAGCACGACAUCAUUGCCAUCCUUUUCUGAAUACGGAGGACCAGAUGAAAUUCAUUUGGCUGAUGGUAAUCGUUUAAAAAUUACUCACACAGGCACUACUGUUUUUCCUACCCCUACCCGCGAUUUGUCUUUAAACAAUGUUCUUUGUGUUCCUAAAUUGCGUCGUAAUCUUGUUUCUGUUUCUAAGCUUUGUCAAUCUAAUGGGGUUUCUGUUGAAUUUUUUCCAAAUUCUUUUCAUGUCAAGGAUCUUCGCACGGGGGCGUGUCUGAUGCAGGGAAACAACAUGCAUGAUGUCUAUUCUGCUACCAUGUCAUGUGAACCGCAGAUUAAUACUAUCACUCUUUCCAGUGUCAAUGAAUGGCAUCAUCGUUUGGGUCAUCCAUCCAAUAAAGUUCUGGGUGUUAUUUCUCGAAAUAGUAACUAUCCUUUUAAGUCAUUUGACGUUAGUACUUUUCAUUUUGAUUCUUGUAGCGUCAAUAAAAGUCAUAAAUUGCCAUUUGCUGAGAAUACCUUAAACAACACAAAACCCCUUGAACUCCUAUAUACUGAUGUCUGGGGAACCAAAGAUAUGUCCUGA
Molecule: messenger RNA, 1512 nt
Organism: Ipomoea nil (Japanese morning glory)
Lineage: Eukaryota; Viridiplantae; Streptophyta; Magnoliopsida; Solanales; Convolvulaceae
Exons: 2
Coding region: 1-1512 (503 amino acids)
Molecular function (GO): nucleic acid binding; zinc ion binding
Source: RefSeq, a predicted model, not a curated record